Messenger RNA from Musa acuminata AAA Group (dessert banana), 2783 nucleotides. Its product is annotated as 26S proteasome non-ATPase regulatory subunit 6-like. The coding region runs from base 1459 to 2619 and encodes 386 amino acids. The record is from RefSeq and is a predicted model, not a curated record. Gene Ontology annotation, biological process: proteasome-mediated ubiquitin-dependent protein catabolic process. Lineage: Eukaryota; Viridiplantae; Streptophyta; Magnoliopsida; Zingiberales; Musaceae. The transcript is spliced from 8 exons.
AGAAGUUACAUCCUAAGAUAAGAAAUGUCCUUUUAUUAAAAGAAAAUUAUCUUUACACCCUUUUAAGCUCAAUCUUUUUUUUUUUAUUUAUUUUGUAUAAAUCUAUUUACCAUCAUGCCAAGCCUCUUUUUUAUGUUACAUGAGUUAUCAACACAAGCAUACAUACUCAUUAGUAAUAUCUCCUUCGUUUAAAGAGUCUUAACCAAAGACACCAUUUCGGAAGUCUUGGCUUUUACCGUUGUCCUAAUUAACUACAUGUGUUUAAUAUUAAGAUACAAUUGUAUAAAAGGGUUUUCUUCUGCCCUAGUCAAGUAAUUUUGCUUGGGUCAAUUUGACUAAACCAACCAACCUAAGUUGGAUCAAUUUGCCCGAUCAACUCGGUCGGGUCAGUUUUGACCGUCCAACCUAUAUUAGGUCAAAUAUGAUCGACCAUGGGUCAAGUCAAUUUGCUCGAUCGGCUCGGGUUGGGUUAAUUUAGCCUGCCAACUCGUGUUAGGUCCAUAUAGCCCAAUGCGGCCCAUUUAUCACUUGUAUUAAAAGAUACAAUAUAAAUGUAUAUAAUAUUUUAUUGGGCUGGUGACAUUUAAAGUGUGUUCGUUUAUGCCCAAUCUAGAAAAAAAUUCAAGUGCUCCAUUCAACCUAAGGUGUCUUAUUCAAUUUAUGCAAUAAAAAAGUAUCGAAAACACUUGAUGCAAUCAAAAAUAUUCAAUUUAUGCAUAAUACCUUUUAUUGGUUUAAAAAGAUAAUCGAAGUAUAUAUUACUUCUCCCAAUAUAUUCUUUAUGCAUGAUGUAUCUAUCAAAAAUAAAAAUAUAUACCAAGUAAUUAAUACAUCGUCUCCUUUCAAUGCAUCUACUUAUGAUAAGAAAAUAAUUAAAGCAUUUGAUGCAUCCCAAAACGUCUCCUUUAUAUAUACUAUAUCUAUUAAAAAAAACAACUAAUAUAUAAUUUAAUUAUUUUUAAAUAUAAAAAAUGAUAAUAAUUAAGAUCUUGAAACGUAUCGAAGGUCCUCACCUCAAAACACAAUGAAAAGAGAUAAAUGAUAUGAUUAUGAGAUAAAAGAAUAUGAUAUAUAGAUAUUUUUCGCCUUCAAAUAAAUUUCUUCUUCAAAUAUUCAACGAUCUUCUAUUUUGGAUAGGACUAAAUUCAGAUUAAAUGGUUAGAUAUAAUACAAGAUAUUUUGAGUUGGUAAAUAAAACCUACAUAAGAGUACUAAGUCUUUCAGGUUAAUUUUCACCCGUUGGAAUUAUUUUAUUCUUAAUAGGAAAACCGAACCGAGGUUGAGCCCACCCAAACCCAAACCCCAAUCGUUGAUUCGGAUUCGGGUCAGUUUAGGCUCCGAGUUCGGAUUCAGGGCUUCGUGGACAAACAAGCCGCGCCCGUUAAGCCAGGGCGGAAACCCUAUAAAACCGAAGCGGAAACGUAGCGACGAAGGAAAAGAAGACAGCGUAAGGGAGCAAUGGACGCGCAAGACGGCACUCAGCAACAGCAUAUCGCCCUCGCCCACAAGCUCUUCCUCCUCACCCACCCCGACGUCGACGACAUCGAGAAGGUCCGCCUCCGUGAUGAGGUCCUCGAUGCCGUCAAGACCCGUGACAUGGCCUCCCUCUACGAGUCCCUCGCUGCCGCCUCGGUGCUGGAGAUGGACACUGCGGUUCUUGAUCGCAUGAGAAAGAGGAUCGAGGACGAGCUUAAGACGCUCGAUGACAAGAUUGCCGAUGCUGAAGAAAACCUAGGAGAAAGUGAAGUACGUGAAGCUCAUUUAGCAAAGUCCUUGUUCUUCAUUCGGAUUGGUGACAAGGAAAAGGCAUUGGAGCAGCUCAAAACAACUGAGGAAAAAACUGUUGCUGCUGGUCAAAAGAUGGACCUGGUCUUCUAUACCUUACAACUUGGCUUCUUUUACAUGGAUUUUGAUCUCAUUUCUAAAUCAAUUGACAAGGCUAAGAACUUAUUUGAAGGUGGUGGUGAUUGGGAGAGAAAGAAUAGGUUGAAAGUAUACGAAGGCUUAUAUUGCAUGUCUACCAGGAACUUUAAGAAAGCAGCCAGUUUGUUUUUGGACUCAAUAUCGACCUUCACAACUGAUGAGAUAUUCUCUUAUGAUACCUUCAUUUUCUAUACCGUCCUUACAAGCAUUAUAUCGUUGGACAGAGUCUCACUUAAACAAAAGGUUGUGGAUGCACCUGAAAUCCUUACAGUGAUUGGCAAGAUACCACAUCUAUCUGAAUUUCUUAACUCCCUCUAUGGCUGCCACUUCAAGUCAUUUUUCUCUGCAUUUUCUGGACUGACUGAGCAGAUAAAGUUGGAUCGAUAUCUACAACCUCAUUUCCGGUUCUACAUGAGGGAAGUUUGCACAGUAGUUUAUUCCCAGUUCCUUGAAUCCUACAAGAGUGUGACUAUGGAAGCAAUGGCGGCAGCUUUUGGAGUAUCUAUUGGUUUCAUUGAUCAGGAAUUAUCUCGCUUCAUAGCAACUGGGAAGCUUCAUUGCAAGAUCGACAAGGUUGCUGGUAUCUUGGAGACCAACCGACCUGAUGCCAAAAAUGCACUUUAUCAGGCAACUAUCAAGCAAGGGGACUUCCUAUUGAACCGAAUCCAGAAGCUUUCUCGUGUGAUAGACUUGUAACUGGAUACCCAUUUUGGCUUUCGACAACUUUCUGUAGCUGCAGCACUCUCAUUUAUCAGAUUGUAACUCUUUAUGAUCCUAUUCUCAAGGAACUAUUAUCUUGUGUCAUUAAACUAGUUACAAUGGAACAGUGUUGACCUUGUGAUUUAUUUAUUUAAAGGUUG